Molecule: messenger RNA, 1200 nt
Organism: Penicillium concentricum
Lineage: Eukaryota; Fungi; Ascomycota; Eurotiomycetes; Eurotiales; Aspergillaceae
Exons: 2
Coding region: 1-1200 (399 amino acids)
Source: RefSeq, a predicted model, not a curated record
AUGGAGAAAGACACUUUUACUUGGGUCGAUGUGGAGGAUCACGAGGAUGGGCACGAGAUGGACAAACGGAAUGAGAUCGACAUUCUCAAAAGACUGGGAGGGCUUGAGGAAGAGGUUAGCAGCCUCAGGCAAGAAAAUUUUAUCAAGCAAGAGGAUUCCUCCCUUAUCCAGAGAGUGAAAGACCUUGAGGACGAGGUCGGCAGCCUCGAAGAAGAGGUCAGCGGCCUAUGGCAGGAAAAAUCGAUCAAGCGAGAGGAUCCCCCCUUAUCCAGAGAGUGGAAGGGCUUGAGGAAGAGAGUGAAAGACCUUGAGGAAGAGGUCGGCAGCCUCGAAGGAGGGGUCAGCGGCCUAUGGAAGGAGAAUUCGAUCAAGCAAGAGGAUUCCUCCCUUAUCCAAAGACUAGCGGAUCUUAAGGUAGAGGUCAACAGUCUAAGUCACUCCCUUAUCUUUGGACUGGCAGGCCUUAAGGAAGAGGUCGGCGGUCUAAGGCAUGAAAAAUCGAUCAGGCGAGAGGAUUCCUUCCUUCGCCAAAGACUAGCAGACCUUGAGGAAGAGUCCAUCAGACUACGUCAAUCCCUUGCCCAAGCACAGAUAGACCUCAAUGAAAAGAUCAGUGGCCUACGUCGAUCCUUUGCCAAAGACCAGGCAGACCUUAAGGAAGAGAUUAGCACCCCAAGGCAAGAAAGUUCGAUCAAGCGAGAGGAUUCCUCCAUUAUCCGAAGACUGGCAGGCCUUGAAGAUGUCAUCGAAAACCUCACACGAAAGGAAAGGAACAAACAAGAUGAAACCAACGCUCAACGCGAAUAUGUCCUGCAUUUAUGGUCUAAAUGUCCUCCCUCGAUGAUGCAAGGCUCAAUCAUUGACGCUACCCACGAAGGACACAUUCGCGCCGAUAUCCAGGCUAUCAUUGCCAAAGAAGAGAGUGACCCGGACAUCGCUGAAGGAUGGAAGGCGGCAUUUUUGGAUCGGUAUGGUCUUCAAUGGGGGGUUGACUGUGAGAAAGGAGAUGAACUAAAGUCUGUUGAUGCCGAGCUCAUCCGUGUGUUCAACAUCAGGGCUCAUGUUCUUCAUGGCUGGGGUGAAACCCGCACGGAGAUACUCGAUAUUUGUGAUCAAUGGAUAAGUCAUUGGAGAUCUAGCCGGACGACCUACAUCCCCUCGGGGGAGUACCGUAAGCUAUGCCAACUUUAUUACAGCUGA